AUGUCAAAAGGAAACCAGAAGACUCCGUCCAGAAACAGUCAACAACUAGAACAAAUUCACUUCAGAUUGAACUCCUACUUCACUUUCUUAUCAUCCAGGAAACACAUUGUUACAAAGUUUGAAACAUUGAAACAACCAGUGGAAAAGACAAUCAAAAGAGAUCUCACCUAUGAAGAUGUUGCAAAGCUCGUUGCGUUGCUGCCUAAUGAUUUGGUAUUUCGUUAUGUUGAUGAAAAUCAAGUCACCGUGGAGAAAAAACAAUUUGAAUGGUCAAAGGGGUAUAUACAACAUGAUAUCGAUAUGUUCAAGCUCAAGGACAUGGAACAGACUCAACAAAUAUUGAUUCUGGAGUUUGUUGAUGGUGAUUUAUCAAAAUCAAAGACUAAAUCUGCUUAUUAUACUGAGAUGAAGUUACCUACUUACACACCAGAAUCAAUGAAAAAGCUUAUAGCUAAACGAGAUGGGAAGUUUAUAAAAGCUGCUAAUGAUUUUCUGAAAACUUCUGAGGAAGAAGGUGAAGAUGCUGAAUCAAAAUUAACUCAAUUGGCACAAUCCAAAAUACCCAGAACAAGAGAAUUUGUUGACCCUAUUGAACAAAUGAUUGCCAAUAGAAGAGAGGAGGCUAGUGAUGAAAGACCAACAAUCCCUGAUCUAAUAGAAAAUAUCAAAACAACCAACUACAAACAACAAAUAGCUGGGUCUUUUGUAUUGCCAGAAAGAGUCGCUCUUUAUGAAGAUUUAGAUUUUGAACUAUCAGAAAAUCUUACAACUUCAUUAGAUAUUAAGGGGUUUUAUUCACAUCAAGCAGAAGCAUUAAAUGCAAUUCAUAGAGGUGAAAAUGUCAUUAUAUCCACUUCAACAUCUUCUGGUAAAUCAUUAAUUUAUCAGAUCCCAGUUUUAAAUAUUUUAGAGAAUGUGCCACAAUCAACAGCAAUGUACAUUUUCCCUACAAAGGCUUUGGCACAAGAUCAAAAGAGAUCAUUCCAAACAUUGAUGAACAAAAUGGGGUUACAUGCCCUAGUGGAUACUUAUGAUGGGGAUACCGAAAGUGAUAAGAGAGCAAACAUUAAGCACAACGCUAGAGUGAUUUUUACGAAUCCAGAUAUGUUACACACCAGUAUAUUACCGAACCACCAGGCUUGGAGGCACUUUUUACUACAUUUGAGAUUUGUCGUGAUUGAUGAGUUGCAUAUUUAUAAAGGUUUGUUUGGGUCUCAUGUUGCUUUGGUCAUGAGAAGGCUAAGAAGAAUGUGUUCAUUUUUAGGUAAUGAUAAUUUACAAUUCAUUUCAUGUUCGGCAACUUUGAAAGAUCCUAUAAGGCAUAUGAAUGCAAUUUUUGGUGUCGAAGAUCAAGAAAUUACACACAUACACAAAGAUGGUUCACCAACAGGUCAAAAACAUCUAGUUGUUUGGAAUCCUCCUUAUAUAAAUCCAAAUGAUUUAUCAAGUGGUCGUGAGAACUUUAUUCAUGAAACUGCAAAGAUCUUAGUCAAAUUGGUGUUGAAUAAUGUUAGAGCUAUUGCUUUCUGUUAUGUUCGUCGUGUUUGUGAACUUUUGAUGAAGGAGGUUAGAAACAUAUUUCUAGAGUUGAACAAACCUGAGUUGGUGUCUCAAGUUAUGAGUUACCGUGGUGGUUAUUCAGCCUCUGAUAGACGUCAAAUUGAACAAGAAAUGUUUCAUGGAAAUUUAUCUGCAAUCAUUUCCACUAAUGCAUUGGAAUUGGGUAUAGAUAUUGGUGGUCUAGAUGCAGUUUUAAUGUGUGGGUUCCCCUUAUCUCUAUCAAAUUUUCAUCAACAAAGUGGUAGAGCUGGUAGACGUAAUAAAGAUUCAUUAACAUUGGUUGUUGGGAGUGAUUCACCUGUUGACCAACAUUAUAUGAAACACCCUGAACUUCUAUUGGAUAGGGAGUUUCAGGAUUUGAUUCUAGAUUUCGAUAACAUAUUGGUUCUUGAAGGUCAUUUACAAUGUGCUGCUUUCGAACUUCCAAUUACUGAUGACGAUGAAAAAUAUUUUCCAAAUAUGUCAAAAGUUUUAAACAAAUUGGAGAGAGACUCACAAGGGUAUCAUUGCUCUGCGAGGUAUUUACCAUGGCCUUCCAAAAACGUCUCCAUUAGAGGUAUAGAAGAAGAUCAAUAUGCUGUUGUUGACAUUACAAACAAUAGAAAUGUUGUCAUUGAAGAAAUAGAAGCGUCGCGUACAAGCUUCACACUAUACGAAGGCGGUAUAUUCAUCCACCAAGGGUAUCCAUACCUUGUUAGAGAGUUCAACUCUGAUGAACAUUACGCAAAAGUCGAAAGAGUUGAUGUUGAUUGGGUGACCAGUCAACGUGAUUUCACAGAUGUUGACCCGAAAGAAAUUGAACUAGUUCGUUCUAUGGAGGGCAGUGAUGUUCCAAUAUAUUUCGGAAAAAUUUUGACGACAAUAGUUGUUUUUGGGUUUUUCAAAGUUGAUAAGAACAAAAGAAUUUUGGAUGCUGUCGAAGUGCACAAUCCUCCAAUUUUAAUACAUUCUAAGGGAUUUUGGAUUGAUAUUCCAAGUAAAGCAUUAGAUCUGAUUACAUAUAAAGGAUUAAGCUCUGCUGGUGGUAUUCAUGCUGCUCAACAUGCAAUCAUGGGGCUGUUACCUCUUGUGAUUGUUAGUGGUGUCGAUGAAAUUCAUACAGAAUGUAAGGCUCCGGAAAAGGAAUUUGCAGAAAGACAAACCGCUAGAAAAAGACCAGCAAGACUUAUUUUCCAUGAUUCAAAAGGUGGUAAAUAUGGAUCUGGGUUGUCCAUCAAGGCAUUUGAACAUGCACAUACUUUAUUGGAAGAUGCUCUUAAAAGAGUUUUAGAGUGUCCAUGUGAGUGGGGCUGUCCAGAUUGUGUUGCUGCUGCAUUUUGUAAAGAAAACAGUUUAGUGUUAUCAAAACCUGCAGCUCUGAUAAUUCUGUAUGUCGUUUUAGGGAAAGAAUUUGAUUUGGAUACUAUUUCUGAUGGCCCUGAACCCAAUAUGCCUGAAAUUAAAGUCGAAACUAUUGUUCCUGCUGGGUUACCUGUGAAGUUUGCAGCGGACGUUCAAAUUAUUGAUGUUCGUGAAGCUGAAAAGCCUUUGAGUUCUGGUGAGAUUAAGGUCAAAGAAGAAGAAAAUGAUGGUGAUGGUACAGAUCAUGAUUUAUUUACGAAACUAUAA
Molecule: messenger RNA, 3168 nt
Organism: Hansenula anomala
Lineage: Eukaryota; Fungi; Ascomycota; Saccharomycetes; Phaffomycetales; Wickerhamomycetaceae
Gene: HRQ1
Product: ATP-dependent 3'-5' DNA helicase
Exons: 3
Coding region: 1-3168 (1055 amino acids)
Biological process (GO): methylation
Molecular function (GO): nucleic acid binding; ATP binding; methyltransferase activity
Source: RefSeq, a predicted model, not a curated record